GUUCUCCUCUCCGCCGGCGUACGUGAUCCGGACAUCGAUGGCGUCUGUGACCAUUGCGCAUAGCCUGGCUGAGGUGGGCCCAGAGCCUCAAUCGCCGCAUCCCUUGCCAGCUCUGCAGCAAGGAGGUCAAGCUCGCGCGUAUCUUGGAAUCGCCGUCUACGCCCCGCGCCAUCCACCGACGUGUCUCCCACGGCCUCACUGAACGACGUAGUCGACGACCGUCUCGACUUCUUCCCCACC
Messenger RNA from Jaminaea rosea, 240 nucleotides. RefSeq lists its product as hypothetical. The record is from RefSeq and is a predicted model, not a curated record. Bases 38 to 202 code for a protein of 54 amino acids. The transcript has a single exon. NCBI's taxonomy places the organism in Eukaryota, Fungi, Basidiomycota, Exobasidiomycetes, Microstromatales.